UACGGCCAUCUUCGCAUUAGAGGGAAGGUUGAUAUUACGAAUAAGUUCCCAUCAUCACCGAGUUCAACCAACCACCACCACAAAAACAAAUUAAUGCGAGGUUCAAUUCCUCCACGACCAGCUCUAGAAGACAUUGUUUCAACUGUCAUCGCUACCAAUGAGACCGUGGUCACUCAAGAAAUUGCGAUCUUCAAUCCGAUGAAUUUCAUUUAA
This is a messenger RNA of Acaulospora morrowiae, 213 nucleotides long. The record is from the annotation of a GenBank genome assembly. NCBI's taxonomy places the organism in Eukaryota, Fungi, Glomeromycota, Glomeromycetes, Diversisporales, Acaulosporaceae.